This is a messenger RNA of Pygocentrus nattereri (red-bellied piranha), 2359 nucleotides long. It is a transcript of the gene acad8, whose product is annotated as acyl-CoA dehydrogenase family, member 8. Lineage: Eukaryota; Metazoa; Chordata; Actinopteri; Characiformes; Serrasalmidae. Gene Ontology annotation, molecular function: acyl-CoA dehydrogenase activity; flavin adenine dinucleotide binding. The record is from RefSeq and is a predicted model, not a curated record. Gene Ontology annotation, biological process: lipid metabolic process. Bases 216 to 1289 code for a protein of 357 amino acids. The transcript has 11 exons.
GUGAUCGGGUGGGAGUUCACUGGGCAAAUAUAACCUGUUUAGAGAGUGCUCUUAAAUCGAGGUGAGGAGAACCUGGCUGGCUGUGUGCAGGGAGGGCACUGCUACCUCUUACAUGCAGCAAAGCCUUUUGACUUUGACAGCAAACAGCUUCUACAGGUCUGACGGAUGAGCAGAAAGAAUUUCAGAAGGUGGCGUUCGAUUUUGCUGCCAAUGAAAUGGCACCACAUAUGGCAGAGUGGGACCAAAAUGAAAUCUUCCCAGUGGAAACCAUGCGAAAAGCUGCACAGCUGGGAUUUGGAGGGAUUUACGUGCGUCCAGAGGUGGGGGGCUCCGGGCUGUCUCGGCUUGACACCUCGAUCAUCUUUGAAGCCUUGUCUACAGGUUGCACCAGUACCACCGCCUACAUCAGCAUUCACAACAUGUGUGCCUGGAUGAUUGACACAUUCGGUAGUAACGAGCUGAGAGAGAAGUUCUGUCCUGAUCUCUGCUCCAUGGAGAAGUUCGCCUCCUACUGUCUGACAGAACCUGGUAGUGGCAGUGAUGCAGCAUCACUUUUAACCAGCGCAAAGCUACAGGGAGACCAUUAUGUCCUAAACGGCUCUAAGGCUUUCAUCAGCGGAGGAGGAGACACAGACGUGUAUGUAGUGAUGUGUCGUACUGGUGGGAAGGGUCCUAAAGGGAUCUCCUGUGUGGUGGUGGAGAAGGGAACUCCAGGACUCAGUUUUGGUAAAAAGGAGAAGAAGGUGGGUUGGAACUCCCAGCCGACGAGAGCCGUUAUAUUUGAGGACUGCGCAGUCCCAGUGACCAACCGACUGGGAUCAGAAGGGCAGGGCUUUAAUAUUGCCAUGAAAGGCCUUAAUGGGGGCAGAAUUAACAUUGCGUCCUGCUCUCUUGGAGCAGCUCAUGCAUCUGUUCUUCUGGCUCGAGAUCAUAUAAGUGUACGCAAACAGUUUGGAGAAACUCUUUCAAAUAGCCAGUUCCUGCAGUUUAAGUUGGCCGAGAUGGCCACCAGGCUGGUAGCAUCGCGAUUGCUGGUCCGGCAGGCAGCUUUGGCUCUGCAGGAGGACAGGCCGGACGCCGUCUCGCUCUGCUCUAUGGCCAAGCUCUUUGCCACUGAUGAGUGCUUUUCAAUAUGUAACCAGGCUCUACAGAUGCACGGGGGCUAUGGCUACCUUAAGGACUAUGCAGUGCAGCAGUUUGUUAGAGAUAUAAGAGUACAUCAGAUAUUGGAAGGUACCAAUGAAGUGAUGAGGAUGAUCAUUGCCAGGGAUUUAUUGACAGAGUCUUGAUUAUCUUAGGACUCCAAGCACAGAACGGACUCUCUCACACUGGUGCUGGGCUCUUGUGUACAACACUAACCACAUCUUCAUCAGUAUUCAGUCUGAUGGUUUCUCAGUCUGUAGUUAUAGUUAGGUCUCUAAAUCGUGCUUUUAUUGUAUAUUCCAUGAACUGAUAAGAAAUUCCUGAUGAAUACAAUUUGGCAUAGAGAUUAUAUAUUUGAUUUCAAUCUGGUAUCUUUCUUUUUCUUUCAUAAUGUCUCAUUGUUGGAGUACUUUGUGGAACCCAUUGACCUUGGAUGCCUUGUUUGUCCUUCUGUAAAUAUGUAUGGGAACAGAGGAGAAAAGAAUAUUGGGCAUAUAGGUAUGUAUAGUAUUGGCCUGUAAGGAUAUGAGAAACAUGAACAGACUACAUUUGUGUGUUUUCAAGGCAGCAAUACAAAUAAGCUACAUUUUCCUCUGCUUAUAGUAUAUUGUGCCUGUUAAUAAAAACCCUCCUGUUGUACUUUGUGAAAGGUCAGGACAGAUACUGCCUUUUGAUGCACAAGUGAAAGUAUAUAGACUUCAGAAUGUGCUAGCUUUAAGAUUUGCAGUACAUGUGGUGAGUGCAAUUAAGGGGUCCAAGCACUGCAAUACAGUAGUGAAAUACUUCUGUGGAAGCACUCGCUAUUUGCUGACUGAGGAUCCAGCAUAAUAAUGUGUAGUGAUACUGUAACUGAGUGUUUGUACCGCAUAGAAAGGAAAAGGUUUGAUUUAUAGUUCAAUUCCAACCUCUUUGUUUUAUGUCCCUUCUGGCUAGUAAUCUAAAACUCAGCUUUGGGCCUAUUUAGUUUUAACAAAUUAAAGUUGGAUUUUUCACCAACUCUGUUUCUUCAGUGUUACUCAGCUUUGAUUUCCAAGAACCACCACCAAAUUUCCAUUAAUUAAAUAUUUUUUGGAGUAUGUGGGUUUUGGGAAGGUUACAUGCUUAUUUCUGAAAAAGUAAAAGGACAAUUGUGUACAUGGGAGAAUGUAAAAAAGUAAUUAAAUUCUCCAGUCAUGCAUUUCACAAUUAAACACAAGUUUGAAAAUAAAACACAAAA